AUGAUUUUCAACAUUGACGAUCUCGUUGUUCACUUUCCCUAUGACAAGAUCUACCCUGAACAGUACCAAUACAUGUGCGAUCUAAAGAAGGCAUUGGAUGCACAGGGACAUUGUGUACUGGAAAUGCCUUCGGGUACGGGCAAGACGGUCUCUUUGCUAUCGCUUAUUGUUGCAUAUCAAAUGCAACAUCCCGAAGACAAUCGCAAACUCGUUUAUUGUUCACGAACGGUGCCAGAGAUCGAGAAAGCGCUUGCAGAGCUUCGGCAAUUGAUGGAGUAUCGUCGUUCAGAAGGAUUGGAUGAGGAUUAUCUUGGUAUCGGAUUGACAAGCCGUAAAAAUCUCUGCCUGCAUCCCGUUGUCUCAAAACAAAGGAAGGGAAAAGUCGUCGACUCCAUGUGCAGAAAUAUGACAGCAAGUUGGGUGCGUGCCAAGGCAGGGAAGGGCAAAGGCGCCAAACAAGACGAGACACCAGAUAAACAGAUUGAACUGUGUGAUUUCUACGAGCAACUCGAAUCAGCCAACUCGCCCAAUCCAAUUCCCAAUGGCAUAUAUACCUUAGCCGAUCUCAAGGAUUAUUGCGAGAAGAUGCGAUUCUGUCCUUAUUACUUGGUUCGACGCGUGAUACCAUUUGCAAAUGUCGUCAUCUACUCUUAUCAUUACAUGCUUGAUCCCAAAGUCGCUGAGCUCGUCUCCAAGGAGUUAUCAAAAGAUGCAAUUGUCGUCUUUGAUGAAGCACACAACAUCGAUAACGUGUGUAUCGAAUCGCUUAGCAUUGAUUUAAAUCGACCCAUCCUGGAUGCUGGUGCAAAAAGUGUCUCCAUGUUAGCCGAUAGGAUCAAAGAGAUAAAGGAGACGGAUGCACAAAAGCUGAAGAAUGAAUACUCAAAGCUCGUUGAAGGGUUACGGGAUGCUAGCACAGCUCGAGAUGAAGACACAUUCAUGGCCAGUCCUGUUCUACCGGAUGAUCUAUUGAAGGAAGCUGUACCAGGAAAUAUCAGACGCGCUGAGCAUUUUGUUGCAUUCUUACGACGAUUUAUUGAAUACUUAAAGACCCGAAUGCGUGUGAUGCAUGUGGUUGCCGAGACGCCUGUAUCCUUCCUACAGCACUUGAAAGAUGUCACCUAUAUCGAGCGAAAACCAUUACGCUUUUGCGCUGAGCGACUUGCAAGUUUAGUUCGAACGCUGGAACUGAUGGACCUGGAUCACUAUUCUAGUCUACAGAAAAUUGCUGCAUUUGCAACCCUGGUAGCUACGUAUGACAAAGGAUUCCUGCUGAUUCUUGAGCCAUUCGAAAGCGAAAACGCCACCGUCCCUAAUCCCGUACUGCACUUUACAUGUCUUGAUGCGGCAAUUGCUAUUAAGCCUGUCUUUGAACGAUUUAGCAGCGUUAUCAUCACCUCUGGAACCUUAUCACCGCUUGACAUGUAUCCCAAGAUGCUCAAUUUCCAAACAGUGGUCCAAGAAAGUUAUGCAAUGACAUUGACACGCAACUGCUUCCUGCCAAUGAUUAUUACCCGUGGAUCCGAUCAAGUCGCUGUCAGCUCCAAAUUUGAGGUGCGUAAUGAUCCUGCCGUGGUUCGCAAUUUCGGUCAGAUCAUGGUGGAGUUCUCCAAGAUAGUCCCGGAUGGUGUGGUUUGCUUUUUCCCAAGUUAUCUUUAUAUGGAGCAAAUUGUGUCUAUGUGGAAUGAUAUGGGCAUCUUGAACGAAGCUUGGAAACACAAAUUGAUCUUUGUGGAGACACCUGAUGCAGCAGAAACAUCUUUAGCGUUGUCCAAUUAUCGCAAGGCAUGUGAUAAUGGACGUGGAGCAAUCUUACUUUCUGUGGCUCGAGGAAAAGUCUCUGAAGGCAUUGAUUUUGAUCACAAUUAUGGUCGAGCGGUUCUUAUGUUUGGUAUCCCAUAUCAGUAUACGGAGUCAAGAAUCUUAAAGGCAAGAUUGGAGUAUCUCCGUGACAAUCAUCAUAUCCGUGAAAACGAUUUCCUUACUUUUGAUGCAAUGAGACAUGCGGCACAAUGUGUUGGAAGAGUCUUACGUGGUAAAACCGAUUAUGGAUUGAUGGUAUUUGCUGAUAAGCGAUUUGCAAGAGCAGACAAACGGGCCAAACUUCCCAAAUGGAUCAAUCAAUACGUUACCGAUGCAUCCAGCAAUCUAUCUACGGACAUGGCACUUGUCAUUGCAAAGAAAUUCCUCCGCUCCAUGGCACAACCAUUUGAAGUGAAUCAAACAGGCGUAUCUCUGUGGACGAUUAAGGAUAUUGAAAAUAGGCAAAAAUCAGCAGCAGCGUAA
Molecule: messenger RNA, 2286 nt
Organism: Lichtheimia ornata
Lineage: Eukaryota; Fungi; Mucoromycota; Mucoromycetes; Mucorales; Lichtheimiaceae
Exons: 16
Coding region: 1-2286 (761 amino acids)
Biological process (GO): nucleotide-excision repair; transcription by RNA polymerase II; positive regulation of mitotic recombination
Cellular component (GO): nucleus
Molecular function (GO): DNA helicase activity; damaged DNA binding; hydrolase activity, acting on acid anhydrides, in phosphorus-containing anhydrides
Source: RefSeq, a predicted model, not a curated record